UGGGGUAAAUUUUCCAGGGUAACCAUAUCCUGAAGAAACUAUUUAAUGGCGCCAGAAUUCCUUUAAAAUUGUUCGGAAUAUAGUUAAUAGUAUAGAUCUUAUAUUAUAUAUAGGAUAAUUUAAUAAUUGUAAAUUAAGAAUGACAGAUUUUGAUGUUGAUAGUGUUUUAUCACAAUUAACAGUUGAUGAAAAAAUUGGAUUGUUGGCAGGGAUCGAUUUCUGGCAUACAUUCCCAGUUCAUAGAUUAGGAGUUCCAAGUCUUAGAUUUAGUGAUGGACCUAAUGGGAUUAGAGGUACUAAAUUUUUUAAUAGUACCCCUUCUGGAUGUUUCCCAUGUGGUACAGGAUUAGCUGCAACUUUUGAUAAAGAAUUAUUACAUAAAGCUGGUAGAUUAAUGGGUGAAGAAGCUAAACAUAAGGGAGCUCAUGUAAUUUUAGGUCCAACCAUUAAUAUUCAAAGAGGUCCACUUGGUGGUAGAGGAUUUGAAUCAUUUAGUGAAGAUCCUUAUUUAACUGGUUUAGUUGCUACUUCAAUUAUUAAGGGAAUUCAAGAUGAAGGAAUUGCUGCAACUAUUAAACAUUAUGUUUGUAAUGAUUUAGAAGAUGAUCGUAAUUCAAGUAAUUCUGUUGUAUCUGAAAGAGCUUUAAGAGAAAUUUAUUUAGAACCAUUUAGAUUGGCUUUAAAGAAUUCUGAUCCAAAGGCUUUAAUGACUUCUUACAAUAAAGUUAAUGGAACUCAUGCUUCUCAAUCUAAAAAAUUAUUACAAGAUAUUUUAAGAGAUGAAUGGAAAUGGACUGGUACUAUCAUGUCUGAUUGGUAUGGUACUUAUACUAGUAAUAAUGCUAUUGAAAAUGGUUUAGAUCUUGAAAUGCCUGGUCCAACUAAUUUCAGAAGAGUUCUGGAAAUUAAACAUAUGAUUUCUACUAAAGAAUUACAUAUUAAAGAUGUAGAUGCUAGAGUCAGAAGUGUUUUAAAUUUAGUUAAAUUCGCCUUAAAAUCUGGAGUUCCAGAAGGUGGAGCUGAAGAUACUAAAAACAAUACUCCAGAAACUAGUGCUCUUUUAAGAAAAUUAGCUCAAGAUUCUAUUGUUUUACUUAAAAAUGAAGGAGAUAUUUUACCAUUAAAGAAAUCUGAAACUGUGGCUGUUAUUGGACCAAAUGCUAAAUACCCAGCUUAUUGUGGUGGUGGAUCUGCUUCACUUCGUGCUUAUUAUACUACUACACCAUAUGAUUCAAUUUCUGAAAAAGUUGGAACUAAACCUCCUUAUCUGGUUGGUGCUAAUGGUCAUAGAUUAUUACCUGGUUUAGCUGCUAAUUUAGUUAAUCCAGUUACUAAUGGUACUGGUUAUAAUUUAAAAUUCUAUAAAGAACCAAAGGGUACUCCAAAUAGAACAUUAUUUGAUGAAUAUGAUUUAGAAGUUUCAACUGUUUUCCUUAUUGAUUAUUAUAAUUCUAAAGUUAAAGAUGAUUUAUAUUAUAUUGAUUUUGAUGGUGAGUUUACUCCAGAAGAAUCAGGUGAAUAUGAAUUUAGUGCUUCUGUUAUUGGUACUGCUCAAAUCUUUGUUGAUGGUAAAUUAGUUGUAGAUAAUAAGACUAAACAAAGAAGAGGUAAUUCAUUCUUUAAUUCUGGUUCUGAUGAAGUUAAAGGUAGAAUUGAACUUAAAGAAGGUAAAACUUAUAAAAUUGCUAUUGAAUUUGGUUCUCGUCCAACUUUUACUAUUGCUCAAGGUGAAGCUAGUGUUAUUACUGGAGGUGGUGGUGUUGUUUUAGGUUUACAAAAAGUUAUUAAUGAAGAAGAUGAAAUUAAGAAGGCAGUAUCCAUUGCUAAAUCAGUAGAUAAAGUUGUAUUAAAUAUUGGUUUAAAUCAAGAAUGGGAGUCUGAAGGUUUUGAUAGAACCCAUAUGGAUUUAGUUGGUUUACAAAAUAAAUUGGUUGAAGCAGUAUUAGAAGCUAAUCCUAAUACUGUUAUUGUAAAUCAAUCUGGUACUCCAGUAGCAUUCCCAUGGUUAUCUAAAGCUAAAGCCUUAGUUCAUGCUUGGUAUGGAGGUAAUGAAGGUGGUAAUGCAAUUGCUGAUGUAUUAUAUGGAGAUAUUAAUCCAAGUGGUAAAUUAUCAUUAACUUUUCCAAUUAAGAAUAGUGAUAAUCCAGCUUAUUUACACUUUAAAACCGAAAGAGGUAGAGUCUGGUACUCUGAAGAUAUCUUUGUAGGUUAUAGAUAUUAUGAAAAAUUAGAAAGAUCAGUUGCUUUCCCAUUUGGUUAUGGUUUAUCAUAUACUGAUUUUACUAUUUCUGAUUUAAAGAUUAAUACUGAAGAAGCUAAGGAUAAAUUAGAUAUUAGUGUUACUGUAAAGAACACUGGUAAACUUGCUGGAUCUGAAGUUGUUCAAAUUUAUAUUGGUAAAAAAGAUUCUGAUGUCAUUAGACCAGUUAAAGUAUUAAAGGGAUUUGAAAAAGUUACGCUUAAAGCUGGUGCUAAACAAACUGUAACUUCAACCUUAAGUUUGAAAGAAUCCGUAUCAUUCUUUGAUGAGUAUCAAGAAGAAUGGUCGGUUCAACUGGGAGAAUAUCAAGUUUAUGUUGGUAACAGUAGUGACAAUGCCACUACCGUUGGAACUUUCAAUAUUGAGAAGGGAUUCUUCUGGCUUGGUAAUUAAAAGAACAUGAAACAGAGUGAAUGGAAAAUAAAAUAAAACUAAUUAAAAAUAAAUUAAAAUUAAAUUAAUUAAAACUAAAUUAAAACUAAAUUAAAAUUAAAAUUAAAAUUAAACUAUUUGUUAUACAGUAUAGAAGUUUCGUAAAAGAUAUAUAUGUAUUAAUAAAUAAAUU
Molecule: messenger RNA, 2825 nt
Organism: Scheffersomyces amazonensis
Lineage: Eukaryota; Fungi; Ascomycota; Pichiomycetes; Serinales; Debaryomycetaceae
Exons: 1
Coding region: 140-2653 (837 amino acids)
Biological process (GO): glucan catabolic process
Molecular function (GO): beta-glucosidase activity
Source: RefSeq, a predicted model, not a curated record